This is a messenger RNA of Durio zibethinus, 2399 nucleotides long. Its product is annotated as protein ABC transporter 1, mitochondrial-like. Gene Ontology annotation, biological process: ubiquinone biosynthetic process. The record is from RefSeq and is a predicted model, not a curated record. NCBI's taxonomy places the organism in Eukaryota, Viridiplantae, Streptophyta, Magnoliopsida, Malvales, Malvaceae.
UUACUUCCCAAUUUCAUGGACAUGAAAAAGCCCACGUUGCCCUAAAAUGGUCGAACCCUCGGUUUAGGACACAUCAUUUUUCCAUUCAAAUUCAAACCCCACGCUCUCUUCGAGCUUACUGCCGUUUUUUGUUUUGGCCAGAAUGCUUUGCAAAGAGCACGAAUGGAGUUUUUCACUAGAUUAGGGAUUAGGGAGCGCAACCUUUUUUGGAGAAAAUAAAUGAUAUUUUGAAUUAAGCGCGCCAUGAGUUCUUUGAAUCAGCUGGGGAGGCUCGUGAAUGGUCUCUCCUUAAUCGCAAAAGAGAUCGCCAAACGCUCCCAAACGAUCGAGAGCGUCAAAAAUGGCGAUCUCGAAACCCUAAUCGCUUCAUCUGUCAAAAACGCUUUAGUCUCGGCUACGGACCUAGCGGGCCUAACUAAAGGGAAGGUCCGCGAGUUCUCCAAGCCCUGUCCCAACGAAUCCGUCGUCUACUUCAACAGCAACAAUGAUGGGAGCCAGGCCAAUGCAAAUUCUUCCUCGAACGAUGUCGCCCGGGCGAGCCCUAACCUUGAUGAAUCAAUCAAUUGCGGUAAAGGUGUUAGUAGUAAUGAUCAACCAGUUAUUGAAGUGAAGGUUGGUAAUGAUGGAUUAGGUACAGAAAGUGAGUCCAAUUUGGACAAUAAGCGCGAUGUUGAAGGCGGCGAAGGCGCAGCAAUGGCGGAAGAGGCGCCAGUAGCUGUGAAGAGACGGAGGCCAAGGGAAAGAAAAGUUCCUGCUACUCCAUUUUCUAGAGCAUUUGGCUUUGCUGCAUUAGGAGCUGGUCUUGCUUGGGGAACAGUUCAGGAAUCUGCCAAGAGGCUUGUUUAUGGAUCACCAAACACAAACGACAAGCAAUCUGCAGUUUCACCGUUCUUGUCUGAAAAAAAUGCAGAAAGAUUGGCCCUUGCGUUAUGUAGGAUGCGUGGCGCAGCUCUUAAAAUCGGGCAGAUGUUGAGCAUACAGGAUGAAUCCCUUGUUCCGGCUCCGAUCUUGGCUGCUCUGGAUAUUGUGCGUCAAGGCGCAGAUGUGAUGCCAAGGGGCCAGCUCAAUCAAGUUUUGGAUGCUGAACUAGGCGCUGGUUGGUCUUCAAAGUUGACUAGCUUUGAUUAUGAACCCAUGGCUGCUGCAAGUAUAGGCCAGGUUCACCGAGCUGUUACAAAGGAUGGUAUGGAUGUAGCAAUGAAAAUUCAGUACCCUGGUGUGGCAGAUAGCAUUGAGAGUGAUAUUGAGAAUGUAAAACUUCUGCUAGAUUAUACAAAUCUAAUUCCUAAAGGACUCUAUCUUGACAGAGCAAUGAAGGUUGCUAAAGAAGAAUUAUCUCGUGAAUGUGACUAUCAGUUGGAGGCGUCCAAUCAGAAACGAUUUCGUGAUCUGCUAUGUGGCCAAGAGGGAUUUUAUGUUCCACUUGUUGUGGAUGAUAUUUCACACAAAAGAGUUUUAACAACAGAACUUGUUUCCGGAGUUCCAAUCGACAAGGUUGCAUUACUAAACCAGGGAACUCGUAAUUAUGUUGGGAGAAAGUUGCUGCAACUGACAUUAAUGGAGCUUUUUGUGUUCUGCUUCAUGCAGACUGACCCUAAUUGGAGUAAUUUCUUAUAUGAUGAGGCCACCAAAACAAUCAAUCUCAUUGACUUUGGAGCAGCUCGAGAUUAUCGUAAACGUUUUGUUGAUGACUAUUUGAGAAUGGUUAUGGCUUGCGCAAAUAAUGACAGAGAGGCAGUUAUCGAGAUGUCACAGAGACUCGGGUUCCUCACGGGGAUGGAAUCAGAGGUAAUGCUGGAGGCUCAUGUUCAGGCUGGUUUUGUUGUGGGAUUGCCAUUCUCAAAGCCCGGUGGCUAUGACUUCCGAUCAACUAAUAUUACUCAAAGCAUUUCAAACCUCGGGGCAACAAUGCUGAGGCACAGGCUUACACCACCUCCUGAUGAGGCUUACAGUCUCCAUCGGAAACUGUCAGGUGCUUUCUUGGCUUGCAUUAAGCUGGGGGCUGUUGUGCCGUGCAGAGAACUGUUACUGGAAAUCUAUGAGCACUAUCAUUUUGGUGAAGAUGGGGAGAUCUUAUCAAGUGCUUCAGUAUCUUGAUGGGAUUAUUUCUUUUCUUGUUCCCUCCUUUUUGUUUCCAAAUUUUGAUUAUUUUUUCACAAGUGUAAUAAUAAUUUAGGGAUGCAAUUGGCCAAGUGCCCUUCCCAUCAAAAUAUGAAUUUGUAGCAUAUAAUUGAAACAACGGAGCAGGAAUUCAGCCCAAAAUUUAGCUUUUUAGUUCUUUCUUAUAUUCUAAAGCUAAAAUCCUGCCAACUUAAGUUCAACAUCAAUAAACCCAGUUGGUUACAUAUUGAAAUUUGAUGAUAUUCCAAUAGUAAUUUUAUUGGCAAAUGACAGGAAAA